AUGUCAAGCGAGCAGGUGGAUGAAAACACUAGUGGUGGGAUUCAUGGUCUUUAUCGAUGGACUAUGGAUGCCUUGUUUGGAUCAAGAGUAUCACCAUCUCGAAAGUAUAGAGAAUUUGCACAAGACGAUACCAAUUAUAAAUCUAGAGAUGAACUCUUCAAGGGUAGCUAUAAGGAUGGUAAUAGCAGAGGUAGAUCGAACUCUUGGAGUGGACUAGAUCCGAAUUUUUACAGGCGACAUGAUUUACUACCGCUGGAAGAAAGUCAAAGUAGUAGCAAGAGCAGUCUAAUGGAUCCUGUUGAUUUGCACCCACGAGCGCCUGCUUCUCCUGUGUUAGAUACUACAGAUACUUUCGGCGCAAAGAAAGGCUCUUGGAGAAGAAGUGAAUCUACCAUUGAAUUCAAAUCACCGAGUGCUGAUGAUCCGGUGGUAUCCAGACUUUUCGAAAAGAGGAAGCCAAGACAUAAAGAGAACGUUAUUACUCAAAGAUUGGCACCACAGAUUCCUGGUAAAUUUCCAUCACCUGUAAAGGGCCCAUCGUCGGAUUAUACAUCAGAAUACUUGGAAAUCUUAAACCAAUUGGAUCGUAACGGUAGAGCAUUGCAAGAAGUGAAUAGAGGUCUAUGGGAACGUUGUGAACAGCGUCAGCGUCAAGAAAAGUCGUAUAGAGACAGUUAUCGUGAAACUAGAGCUGAAUUGAUCAAUGAAUUGAAACAAUCUCGUAAAUUGUACGAUAAUUACUACAAACUUUAUGGGAAAUACCAACAGCUAAAGGCCAUAAGCAAAGAAACACUAGAUUUACAAUCCAAAGUCAACAACUUAGAAUCAGAACUGGUGGACACAGCAAUUAAGAAGGAGAAGCAGAUUCAUGAUUUACACAAGCAGCUCUUCCAAGCUGAACUUAGAGCUCAAGAAGCUGAAUCCAGACGUCAACGUGAUGCUAUAGCAUACGAGUCACGAAUUGCAGAUCUACAGAGGCAGUUGGAAAAUCGUUAUAGACCUUCUUCCCCAGUUUCGUAUAGAGAUCAAUCUACACUUUCAGACUACAAUGCGUCUGUGGAUACACAAUUCCUAAAGAACCUGGUCUAG
Molecule: messenger RNA, 1089 nt
Organism: Zygosaccharomyces rouxii
Lineage: Eukaryota; Fungi; Ascomycota; Saccharomycetes; Saccharomycetales; Saccharomycetaceae
Gene: BBP1
Product: Bbp1p
Exons: 1
Coding region: 1-1089 (362 amino acids)
Source: RefSeq, a predicted model, not a curated record